GCCGCGCGCGGGCUGCUGGUAAGGGGCGGGGCGAGGCCGCGCCGGCGCGUCGAGCCAGAAGCAGCCGCCGGGAUGGAUGUGUUCCUCAUGAUCCGGCGCCACAAGACCACCAUCUUCACAGACGCCAAGGAGUCGAGCACCGUGUUCGAGCUGAAGCGCAUCGUCGAGGGCAUCCUCAAGCGGCCACCGGACGAGCAGCGGCUCUACAAGGACGACCAGCUUCUAGAUGAUGGGAAAACGCUGGGCGAGUGUGGCUUCACCAGCCAGACAGCACGGCCACAGGCCCCAGCCACAGUGGGCCUAGCCUUCCGGGCAGAUGAAGCCUUUGAGGCCCUGCGCAUCGAGCCCUUCUCCAGCCCACCAGAGCUUCCAGAUGUGAUGAAGCCUCAGGAUUCCGGAGGCAGCGCCAAUGAACAAGCUGUGCAGUGAGGGCCCCAGGCAUGCCCCAGAGGCUCAUUCCCCCUACCCCCAAUAAAAGAGAUUUGGGUGUCUGCCUGA
Dipodomys spectabilis (banner-tailed kangaroo rat) is the source of this 498-nucleotide messenger RNA. RefSeq names its product elongin B (gene Elob). Bases 73 to 429 code for a protein of 118 amino acids. NCBI's taxonomy places the organism in Eukaryota, Metazoa, Chordata, Mammalia, Rodentia, Heteromyidae. Gene Ontology annotation, biological process: transcription elongation by RNA polymerase II. Gene Ontology annotation, molecular function: protein binding. The record is from RefSeq and is a predicted model, not a curated record. The transcript is spliced from 4 exons. Gene Ontology annotation, cellular component: VCB complex; elongin complex.